Molecule: messenger RNA, 1517 nt
Organism: Mya arenaria
Lineage: Eukaryota; Metazoa; Mollusca; Bivalvia; Myida; Myidae
Product: 5-hydroxytryptamine receptor-like
Exons: 1
Coding region: 303-1517 (404 amino acids)
Biological process (GO): adenylate cyclase-activating adrenergic receptor signaling pathway
Cellular component (GO): membrane
Molecular function (GO): G protein-coupled receptor activity
Source: RefSeq, a predicted model, not a curated record
UUCAUCUUCGAGACUCUAUCCGUGAUUAAAUCCUGGCUUGUACAAUUCAUCUACGAGACUCUACCCGUGAUUGAAUCCUGGCUUGUACCAUUCAAUUACCAGACAGUAAUGGUGGUUGAAUCCAAUACUAUCACCACCACCGACUUGCAUAUAAAUAUACUAUAAAGCAUUGCAAGUUGUAGCACUAAAAGCGCUGUAUUUUCAGGCUGAUUAAACUGUAAAAGUUACAAAACAAAACAAAAGUGUUCGUCGCUGUUUUGGAAGCAAAUGGUUCCUUUCCUAGACUUCGGUAAAUUUCAAUAAUGAAUGUUUCGGAUGAGAUACGGAGUAACUUUCACUUCACCCCUAAAUAUAAUGACCUUGUUCUUACUCUUCUGUGUUGUGCAAUCACCCUGUUAAUAUUUGCUACAAUCAUAGGAAACACAUUUGUGGUAUCUGCAGUGCUCUUUGAGAAACGUCUACAAGCUGUAUCAAACUAUUUAAUUCUAUCACUGGCUAUCACGGACCUUCUGGUAGCUAUUGGAGUGAUGCCACUAAGUCUCAUCAAUGAAAUAAGUGUCCACUGGUACCUGGGGAACAUUACCUGUGAUAUGUGGACCUCCACAGAUAUCCUGUGUUGUACCGCGUCAAUCCUCCACCUCGUGGCCAUCUCCUUGGACAGAUACCGGGGUGUAUCUAAUAUCGAGUACAUCAAAAGAAGAUCUAAAGAAAACAUUUUAAAAAUGAUUGCUGUCGUCUGGGUCGUCUCGUUUUGUAUAUCAAUACCACCGCUUCUGGGAUGGAAACAGGAAAUUAACAAUCCUGAAAAGUAUGGCUUGUGUUUUAUAAGUAGAGAUAAAAUAUAUCAAACCAUAGCAACCGUUGUUGCAUUUUAUUGUCCUCUCAUUCUCAUGGUGUUCUUAAAUAUCAAAAUAUAUAAAGCCGCGCGUUACCGAAUAAGGAAAAAACAUUUCGGUUCUAGAGACAAGAAUACCUCACCAGUUGAAUGUGAUAUCAAAGCCCUCGAGUGGCCAUCAGUGUCCAGCGAUGUCGAGGAGGAGAAGAUAAAACAUUUAAACGGGCGACCGAGCGAACAGAAACCAAGACGGACAUUGAGAUUAACCAGUUUUACUUGUUGUACAAAUGGUGUGAUGGUGCAGGAUUGUGACGAAAACGCCAUUGAAACAACUUUUGUUAAAAUCCAAGCAGAAAAUAGGACCAAACAUACAAGUAGGGCAAUUGUUUUAAAGAGGCAACGGGAAUAUACCAAAAAGUGCAAGGACAGACUUGAGAUGAAAAGAGAGAGAAAAGCUGUCAGGGUUUUAGGGAUCAUCACAGGAGCCUUCAUUGCUUGUUGGCUACCGUUCUUUAUCCUAGCUUUAGCGCUGCCAUUCUGUACGACGAACUGUGGUAUACCGGCAGAAGUAAUGAGUGUCACCUUGUGGUUAGGGUAUUUCAAUUCUUUGCUGAAUCCUAUAUUAUAUACUAGGUUUAAUCCAGGCUUUAGAAAAGCGUUCCAAAAUAAAUCAAAGUUGUAA